Molecule: messenger RNA, 948 nt
Organism: Rosa rugosa (rugosa rose)
Lineage: Eukaryota; Viridiplantae; Streptophyta; Magnoliopsida; Rosales; Rosaceae
Exons: 9
Coding region: 20-745 (241 amino acids)
Source: RefSeq, a predicted model, not a curated record
CGUUGGGACAUUGUCUCAGAUGGUUAAUUGGCCUCAGAUGAGUGAUUCUGAGGAUGAAGUUGAAAAAAAUGUUUUUGUUGAGCUCACUCAGGAUGAGUUGGACCGUGCCACAACAGAGAAGAUUGAUUCUGGUAAUGAAAACUCUGAAGCCGUGAAAACUUUAGUGGAAGAGUUUGAUUCUAAGGGAGGACUUCAUGAUGGUGUCAAGCAUGAUUGUUUUCCAUCUGCCUCCACAGAUGGAAGGGCUUCAGUGGAACCUAAAGUAUCUGAGAAAGGGCUUCUUGAUGCUAUUCAGCAGGAUUACUUCCCAUCUGCCUCCAUAGAGAGUUUUGAAUUACCUCUUUCAGAAUCAAAAAGGGUUGGGUCUGAAGGAAAGCCACUAGUCAUCAUUGAUGAUUAUAUAGGCUGCAGUAAGUAUUUUGAUUCUGGUAAAGCUGAUGUUAAGAUUUUUCAAGAGUUUCCGGUCCUUGAGAAGAUGGAUUCUGGAAAUAAAGAGCCUCAAAAGAAAACUUCACUGGAAGAGUUUGAUUCUGAGAAAUCUGAUUUCAGUGUGGCUGGAGUGAAGAUUGCUGCAGGACAGACACCAGUCGUCAUUGAGGAUAAUGGCUGGAAGAAAGACCACAAAGACGAGUCUAGUGGGGUUGAAGUUAGGACUGUUGGGGGACCAGACGCUGCCAUUGACAAUGCUGCUGAUAUACAUGAUUCCGCCAAAGUGAGUUUCACAGAAGUAAUUCUGAUCGUGUGAGGAUUGUCUUCGCUUGGAAUUUGCUCAUGCAAUUGUAAUUCGACGUUCCAUUAUGAUGGACCUAAUUCUGUAUACUUUGCUUGACUUUAUCUGUCACUCCGCAGCGCAUAUCUAGAGCUGUUACUCUUCAUAACUCUAAUUGAAAGAUUGCUUUUAAAGACCUUCAUUGACAAAUUGCUUGAUAUGAUAUGUGAUGGUUUUGC